CCGGUUACACCAGUUCGUUUUCGAGCGUGUGUGUGUGUAAGCAAGGGAAAAAAUCGCACCAUUUUUCUCGUGCUCUCUUGCGUGCGUUUUGGUCUAUUGGGAGCAGUUUAAUUGAAAAUCGAACAAAAUAAACCAUGCUAAUAUGUAAAAAGUAGUGAAUUAAGUAAUAACCGGAGCGCCACAAGACGAAACUCGAUUAGCGCACAGCUCAAAGUAGUGCGAGAGCAAUUGGAAUUGCAAAUUUAAUUCGGUUCGACCGUGUGUAACUGUGUCUGUGCGUGCGUGCGUGCGUGUGAGUGUAUGGGUGAAAAAAUGAGGCGUAGUGAAAAUGCGUGCAAAACUGUCUAAAAGCCGUGGGAACAAUGUGCUAUGAGUGCUUUAAGCGUGCGAUCGUUGAAAGUAUACUACUACUGACCGGUUAAAUUGUUAAUAACUUAAAUUUAACUACACACCGCAGAUCAUCCGUUUGUUGUUGUUUUUUUUAUUAUUAUUUAUAAAAAAAAAUUUGUUUAUUUUCGUCGCUCGCCAAUCGCCGCAACACUUUUGCCUAUCAUGUCAGCCGGCUGGAUAAAAAACUGAAUGAAAUAAAUCGGAGUCUGAUUUCGGAUUGGAUUUCGUUGUCACACAAUUUGUUGGGAUAAAAUGUGCAAAAGUGUGUUUGUCAAAUUGUUUAGCCAAAAUUAUUUGUUUACCUAGUUAUUCAGCGUAGCACGAGACUGUUUUCCUCACCUUUUAACACAGCCCUUGCUAAUUUUGCUUUGCCAUAACCGGUACAUAAGAUACAGAGAUACUGAAAAUAAUCAAAAAAUCAAAGCAUAAUCCCCCUCCGAUCUAAAUCAAGGAGGAGCAAGGAGCGAGGCCAAGGAGCACAGCCUGGAGAAGAUCGAGCGAUAGCAACAGAAUAAUAACUUUUUACAACAAAUAGCCAGCCAGCCCGCCCGCCUUUUUGACAUAUGUACACUCACUCACACCCAACACAGAUCCUAAACAAAAAAAAAACACACACAAAAAACAACUAAAAAAAAAAAAAAUUACAAAAAAUAAAAGAAAUUUGUAAUAAUCGGAGAAACGAAAAUUCAAAGAGAUGCUGCUCAAAAUCAAUACUUAAUGUCAAACAACGACGAUCCCACAGCAACAGCACCCAGCAACAACAACAGCAACAUCAGCAACAGCAACAACAACAACAACAGCUAAUAGCUAAAGCGGGAAAAGGAUUAGGAACAAUUGCCAGCUAGCGGCGAAAGGUGGGAGGAGAGAGGCAGACACACCUGGUCACCUGGUCGGUCCACCCGGGAGAGAAGUGGUGGGCAGUGGAUAUAGCCUGGAGUGGAUCUCCCCCGUGCGCGACAUGCUCGGAUCCUGAGUGAGUCCCCAGUGUGUGUGUGUGUGUGCGAGUGUCUGCACGCAUCCAACAGAUCCGAUCCGAUCCGAUCCGAUCCUCAAUCCUCAACAAAGAAUCUGUGCAGCAACCAAAAAGCAUUUCGGGUCGACACUAUCAAGGCCAAUAGGAGGUGGAACCAUAAAACCAUAACAACAAUAGAAACAGCAAUCUGGGAGCAGUUUCAGCUAAUCAAAAUUCAGUCAUUAUCAAAAUUCUCGGAUUUUUGAGUCAAAAUUCAAAGUUAAAAAGCGGAAGGAUUACUGAUCGAAGCCAGCAAAAUGCAGAGACGCGAAAGGCAAGCCAGUGGAGGUGGCCCACAAACGACAACUGCCGGUGCAUCUGCUGGUAAUGUGGCUAAUGCCACCACAGCCCUAGCCGGUGGUAAGAGCUCAAGCAAUAACAUGUAUUCCACCCGCCAAUCUGUAAGCACCACGACCGGUGUCCUUAUGGUCGGACCAAAUUUUCGUGUUGGCAAAAAAAUUGGCUGUGGUAACUUUGGCGAAUUGCGUUUAGGCAAAAAUCUUUACAACAAUGAACAUGUAGCAAUAAAAAUGGAGCCUAUGAAGUCAAAGGCUCCGCAACUACACUUAGAGUAUAGGUUUUAUAAACUAUUAGGAUCACAUGCAGAGGGUGUACCAGAAGUAUAUUACUUCGGCCCAUGCGGCAAAUACAAUGCUCUUGUUAUGGAGUUGCUUGGUCCAUCACUCGAAGAUUUAUUCGAUAUUUGCGGCAGACGUUUCACUUUGAAGAGCGUACUACUGAUAGCUAUACAAUUACUCCACCGGAUCGAAUAUGUUCAUAGUCGGCACUUAAUAUAUAGGGAUGUGAAACCAGAGAACUUUCUCAUCGGCAGAACGUCAACAAAACGUGAAAAAAUUAUACAUAUAAUUGAUUUCGGUUUGGCCAAAGAAUACAUUGAUUUAGAUACAAAUAGGCAUAUACCAUAUCGGGAACAUAAAUCCCUUACUGGCACGGCACGUUAUAUGUCAAUCAAUACGCAUAUGGGACGAGAACAGUCGCGGCGCGAUGAUCUGGAGGCACUGGGUCAUAUGUUUAUGUAUUUCUUAAGAGGUUCACUGCCGUGGCAAGGCCUUAAGGCUGAUACACUCAAGGAGAGAUAUCAAAAAAUCGGUGAUACGAAACGAGCAACGCCCAUUGAGGUGCUUUGUGAUGGACAUCCAGAAGAGUUUGCGACAUAUUUGCGUUAUGUGAGGAGGUUAGAUUUCUUCGAAACUCCCGAUUAUGACUUUCUGCGAAGACUGUUUCAAGACUUAUUCGAUCGUAAGGGAUACACCGACGAGGGCGAGUUCGAUUGGACAGGGAAGACAAUGACCAAGGAACAGCUGGACCAAAUGAAGGUCAUAAAGAAUGCGCCACCAUCGCAUUUGGCUAAGAACAAAUCUGACAAGUCAACGCCCGUCGGAUCUCUGCAAACUGGCCAUGAAGUCAUCAUUUCACCAAAUAAAGAUCGACAUAAUCUUGCAAAGGAUGUUUCGUAUUUUGAUUUUGAUGAUGAUGUUGACGUUGAGAAUGAGGAGUUUAUAAUACUUCAGCAAAAUGCCAAAGGAGGUGUUGCUGCGUGGCCUGAUGUGCCAAAGCCGGGGGCAACACUAGGCAAUUUAACACCGGCCGAUCGGCAUGGUUCAGUGCAGGUUGUGAGUUCGACGAACGGCGAACUAAAUCCGGACGAUCCCACGGCCGGACACUCAAACACGCCCAUCACACAACAGCCGGAAGUGGAAGUGGUCGAUGAAACAAAUGGUUCCUUAUAUUCCAGAUGUUGUUGUUUCUUUAAACGAAAGAAGAAGAAAUCGACGCGCCAAAAAUGACUAGACGGUGUACAAUGUAGUCCAGAACGCGAGGCAGUCACCCUGCUGCGCGCCACUUCACAUUCAAACUCACGGGAUAGCGUAUUGAAUAAUCCGAGUCAGGAUUAUAUCCAGCAGGCAACGUCGCAGCACACGUUGCGUUAUCCUCCAUCCGCGUCGAUGCUGACGCCCACACCAACUACAAACACACCGACACUUCCGUUGUAAUUAAAAGAUUAAAAAAACAAAAACAAAACAACAAACAACAAAAAAUAAUAAAACAUAAAAGAUACAAAACAAAACAAAAAAAAAAAAAAAUACAAAAAUCAAAUAUAAAAAACAAAACAAAACCCAACAAAACAAGAAACCCCGUAAAUGAUUAAAUACACACUAAAAACAGUAAAAACAAACAAAAUGAAACAAUUUUUGAUUAAUUAUUGUAAUGAUUGUAUUUUAUUAUUAUUUUUAUUAUUUACCAAUUUUGCGUUUAUUAUAUAAAUUAUUAUAAUUAUUAAUUAUAUUAUUAUUAAUUAAUGCUAUUAUAAAUAAAAAAAGAAAACAAAAUUCAAACGUAAAUCAAACCGACCGAAAAGCAAAAAUAAAAUCCAGGCAGCUCCCCAGUCGGUGUCCUGUGAAAGGGAUAUGGGAAGGAGCAUCCGAUCCUCCAUCCAAUCCCAGAAAGCCCACUCCCAGAACCCCCCCCAUAUUGCUCCCAAAACUUGAUGAAAAACUUAAACACACAACACAAAAACCACUUAAACAUAUUUAUAUAUACACAACAUAUAUAUUAAAAAACAAAAAACAAAAAAGAAAGGAAACAAACUAGUGCAGUAUCAUUAAAUGAGAAAAAGGAGAAAAAUGAAAGAAAUAUUUAUACGCAACCAACAAAACUUGUAAAUUAUAAUGAAAGAAAAGAAAGCGAAAAUAAAAUUCAUUUUUGAAAACUUCAAAACUAAAGAUAUGUAUGCAGGUAUAUAUGAAGCAACUUAUACAUAAUACGUAUGUAUCUAAUAUAUAGUAUAAUUUGUAUGCCUCCCUCGCUCGGACAUAAAAUCAGCUGCAGUUACUUCCCGGUACUAUCAUCUACCAGUCCACUCCCCCAGUAUCGAUCCAAUCCCCCAGCGUAGGCAGCUUGGUUUAGCUCUGUUUUUUGGAUGCACUUUUCUAAAGCUAUGUACAUAAUAUAUAUAUUAUAUAUAUACACACACACGCGAGUAUUUUGAUAUAUAUACACGUCUAAUGUAUCGGAUAAAUCAAAAGUUAGAGGUCCUCUCUUGGUAGUCAAAUUCAUUUUUGUGCAUUUACUUUUUUGGGAUUGUUUCUUAGGUAAAUUUUCGUUUAAAAUGUGCAAGUUAGAGGAUGGUAUCUGCUUUCGGGGGCAGAUCACUCCGAGCAGAUCAAUCACCUUUUAGGUAAAUACUAAUGUACUGAGUAAUUCAUUUGAUAUAUUACGUGAUAUGAGUACUAAACUAACCGAUAAAGUUGCCUGCAGCCACGCCCCCUUUUUCCAUAUAUCUUCCUCCAAAAACACACACGACUCUGACACCCACACACAUCUAUGAAUCUGAACGAAUUUGUUUUCCUCUACACUCCGCCAUGAAAAAGUGAAAAGUAAAGCUAGAAUCAAUAAAUCGUAUGUGGAAUCUAUAUAUAUAUAAAUAUAUAUUUUAACAAAUUUUUUAUACUUAUUACAAAUAUACAUACACUGCAAGAAAAGGAAAUCAGAAUAGCGUUAACUUUACAACAAAAAAAAAGGCAAACUUAAUGUGUUUUUCGCAAUCUUUCUAGCAUGAAAAUAUUUAAAAAACAAAGAGAAAAUAUAAAAAAAAAAAUCCCAAUUUUACAUGAAUAACAUUGCAUAUGAAAUUAACCCAGAUUUCUUGUAUAGUUAAAUGAAAAUCAUUUGUAUCAUAUAUAACAACAAAAAAAAAAAAAUAUUGAAAAACAAAUUACGCUAAAUGGAUACUUCGAAAAGGUAAAAACAAAAGUCAACAGCAGGAAAAGGAGUAUCCGAAAUAACAAAUCGCACUAGUUUAUAUAUAUAUACAUACCUAACUUAAAGUAUAACAAA
Molecule: messenger RNA, 5260 nt
Organism: Drosophila ananassae
Lineage: Eukaryota; Metazoa; Arthropoda; Insecta; Diptera; Drosophilidae
Gene: gish
Product: casein kinase I
Exons: 14
Coding region: 1660-3210 (516 amino acids)
Biological process (GO): peptidyl-serine phosphorylation; positive regulation of canonical Wnt signaling pathway; endocytosis
Cellular component (GO): plasma membrane; nucleus; cytoplasm
Molecular function (GO): ATP binding; protein serine/threonine kinase activity
Source: RefSeq, a predicted model, not a curated record